Molecule: messenger RNA, 423 nt
Organism: Rotaria sordida
Lineage: Eukaryota; Metazoa; Rotifera; Eurotatoria; Philodinida; Philodinidae
Source: the annotation of a GenBank genome assembly
AUGGCAUCGAAAGAAUUAAAUGGAGAUCAAUGGGAAAAGAUUAUUCUGGAUAAUAUUCCAAAAUUGAAAGUAUUUCGAUUUCAAAUGUUUGUAAGUUUGAAUUGGAUUGACAACACAGAACAACAAAUUGAUCAAUUACUCAAUACAUUUCGAACUCCAUUUUGGCUUAAUGAACAUCAAUGUCCAUCGAUUCGUCGACUUAGAAUAAAUCCUUAUUCCAGACAUCUCCAUUUUGACUUUGAUCAUCUACAAUGUACUGAAUUUCUUACAACACCACUUGUACUUCAAUGUGAAGUUCUGGAAAUUCGAAUUAGAUCUCCAGAGAGUAUUUUAGAUAUUCUCAAUUCAAUAAAAAAUCGUCGAUCAAUGACAAUUCAUGUAGCAGAUGCUAUUCAUCUUCAACCACGUAUAACUGAAAAGUGA